This is a messenger RNA of Peromyscus leucopus (white-footed mouse), 774 nucleotides long. RefSeq names its product zinc finger protein 54-like. The record is from RefSeq and is a predicted model, not a curated record. NCBI's taxonomy places the organism in Eukaryota, Metazoa, Chordata, Mammalia, Rodentia, Cricetidae. Gene Ontology annotation, biological process: negative regulation of transcription by RNA polymerase II. Gene Ontology annotation, molecular function: DNA-binding transcription repressor activity, RNA polymerase II-specific. The annotation marks the transcript as partial. The transcript has 2 exons.
CUGCUGACAUUCAAGGAUGUGACUGUGAACUUCUCCCAGGAGGAGUGGGAAUGCCUGGACUCUGCUCAAAGGGCUUUGUACAUUGAUGUGAUGUUGGAGAAUUAUGGAAACCUGCUCUCUGUGGGGAACUAUUAUAUAUGCGAUCCUGUCUAUCAACAUGUGAUGACUGAAAAGGAGUCUUGUCAGUAUAAUGAGUGUGGCAAAGUGCUUCAUGACCCCUGCACUUGUGCACUUUAUAGAACAAAUGAAACUAUAGAAAACACUAAUAACCACAGACGCAGUAAUCACAGGGAUGACUCUAUUGAUUCAUCAAACACAGAUCGACAUGAAAGUAUGCACAAUGGAGAAGAACCUUCCAAAUCUAAAGAUUGUGAUAAAUCUUUAAAUUUGUGUUCCAGCAUUACUCAAGAUCAGAGACUGUACACUGCAAAGACACAGCACAGACAGGGAGAAUAUGAUGACUACUUUGAUUCUACAUAUAGUCUUUUACAACAAAAAUUCUCCAUUGGAGAGAAACCACACCAGUGUAGGAAAUGUGGGAAAUACUUCAGUGCUGCCUCAAGCCUCACUAGACAUCAGAGAAUUCAUACUGGAGAGAAACCUUACAAAUGUGGAGAAUGUGACAAAUCCUUCAGCCAACGUUCAAAUCUUAGAGCACAUCAGAUAAUUCAUACUGGAGACAGACCUUACAAAUGUAUGGAAUGUGACAAAUCCUUCACCCAUAAAUGUUAUCUUCAGACACAUCAGAGAGUUCAUACUGGAGAGACCUUAUAG